AUGGCACAACUUAAUGAUUACAGACAGAUAAGAGCGGUGUAUGAUGAGAAUAACGUUAUAGUGUAUCAAGCUUAUAGUAAGGAGAUUGCAGCUGCAGCGACAAAGUCGCAGUUCUUAUCACAGUCACCAUCGUUCAGUAGAGACCGCAUGACUUGGAUCAAACCAUCAUUUCUCUGGAUGAUGUAUCGUUGUGGAUGGGCCACCAAGCAACAUCAGGAACAUGUAUUGGCCAUCACCAUCACACGUGAUGGCUUUGAAUGGGCACUGGCCAACUCGUCACUGUCACACUUCAACGCGGCACUGGCAAUCGACGAGAAGAGCAAGGCAGCAUGGCAGAAGGAAAUGAUGGAUGCCCCCGUCAGAGUGCAAUGGGACCCCGAGAAGAACAUACAUCUGAAGGACAUUCCCCAGCGUUCGAUCCAAAUAGGUAUCUCACGACAUGCCGUUGCCAAGUACAUAGAUGAUUGGAUCGUAAAGAUCGAGGACAUCACCGCGCAAUGCGACUUUAUCAAACAACUUAUUGACAAUGGAAAGAUUGAGGAGGCGCGCAGGGCCAUGCCCCAGGAGCGUCUCUAUCCAUUGCCACCUGCACUGAUACAACACUUGGGAGCGACAUAUCCUCCUCCUCCUGUGUAA
Messenger RNA from Acytostelium subglobosum LB1, 636 nucleotides. RefSeq lists its product as hypothetical. The transcript has a single exon. Bases 1 to 636 code for a protein of 211 amino acids. NCBI's taxonomy places the organism in Eukaryota, Evosea, Eumycetozoa, Acytosteliales, Acytosteliaceae. The record is from RefSeq and is a predicted model, not a curated record.